Molecule: messenger RNA, 1628 nt
Organism: Salvelinus fontinalis (brook trout)
Lineage: Eukaryota; Metazoa; Chordata; Actinopteri; Salmoniformes; Salmonidae
Product: LIM/homeobox protein Lhx5-like
Exons: 5
Coding region: 1-1185 (394 amino acids)
Biological process (GO): regulation of transcription by RNA polymerase II; neuron differentiation
Cellular component (GO): nucleus
Molecular function (GO): DNA-binding transcription factor activity, RNA polymerase II-specific; RNA polymerase II transcription regulatory region sequence-specific DNA binding
Source: RefSeq, a predicted model, not a curated record
AUGAUGGUCCACUGCGCCGGGUGCGACAGGCCCAUCCUGGACCGGUUCCUGCUUAACGUGUUGGACCAAGCCUGGCACGCCAAAUGCGUCCAGUGCUGCGAGUGCAACUGUAAUCUGACAGAGAAGUGCUUCUCCCGGGAUGGGAAGCUCUAUUGUAAAAUGGACUUUUUCAGGAGGUUUGGGACGAAGUGCGCAGGAUGCCUCCAAGGCAUCUCUCCCAGUGAUCUGGUGCGCAAGGCGCGCAGCAAGGUGUUCCAUCUCAACUGCUUCACGUGCAUGGUGUGCAACAAGCAGCUGUCCACGGGCGAGGAACUCUAUGUCAUUGACGAAAAUAAAUUUGUUUGUAAAGAAGACUACCUGAGCUCAGGGGCGAUCAAGGAAGUCAACUUGAAUUCAGUGUCAUCAUGCACAGACAGAAGUUUAUCGCCGGACCUCCAGGACCCGAUGCAGGACGACACAAAAGAGACGGACAAUUCCACAUGCUCAGAUAAGGACACGAACAAUAACGAGAAUGAGGAGCAGAGUUCGGGUACGAAGCGGCGAGGUCCGCGAACCACCAUCAAAGCCAAGCAGCUGGAAACGCUGAAGGCUGCCUUCGUGGCCACGCCGAAACCCACCCGACACAUCCGGGAACAGUUGGCCCAGGAGACGGGACUCAACAUGCGGGUUAUACAGGUGUGGUUCCAGAACCGUCGGUCUAAGGAGCGGAGGAUGAAGCAGCUGAGUGCUCUGGGAGCCCGGCGGCACGCCUUCUUCAGAGGGCCCCGGAGGAUGAGGUCCAUGGGGGGACGACUGGAGGACCCAGACAUACUGGGGCCUGGGGCCUACGGAUACUACACAGAGUACCAGGGCGACUACUACGGAGGGGGAAACUAUGAAUUCUUCCCCCACGGCCCUCCCUCCUCUCAGGCUCAGUCUCCAGCAGAAUCCCCCUACAUCCAUGGAGUGGUCAUGGAGGGCUCUGUGUCAGCCCACCACCCCUCUGACGACCAGAGGUUCACGGACAUGAUCUCCCACGCAGAUACCCCCAGCCCAGAGCCCGGCCUGCCCAGCUCCCUGCAUCCUGUCCCUGGUGAGGCAUACGGAGGGGGGCCCAGCCCACCAUUCUCCCUGGCUAGUAACUCCAGCUACAGCGCCCCCAUGUCCCACCCUGGACAGGAGAUGGGAGAGACCACCGUCUGGUAGACUAGAGCCUGGGUCUGGGUCUGGGAAAGGGAUGAGGGUUUCGUUGGGGGAAGGGUGAACUUCCCAUUUUCGAUUCAAUCAACACGGGAGAUGAAUUUGAAGACAUUAUUAAUAAGUAGUUAUGAAUUAAAAAUGGCGUUUAUGUAUUUGUUAAUGGGAUUUUUCUAUUCACGGAUUGGUAUUUUUUGAAUUGACUUGCUGAAUUGAUGGAGUUGAAAUGGAAUUGUUCCCCCUGACUCUUAUCCUUCACGUGAAGGACUGAGGAUGGAUGAUGGGGUGGCUUCGCUGGACAUAUCUGAACUUUGUUGUACUAUUCGCUGCCCUGUUCAGCCCCGUUAGUAGAAAUACACUCCCACCCACCUCUGGGACAAAUUAACUGGGAUUGGAGGAAGAAAGACGCUUCAGCGGUUCCUCUUGCCGCCUUAUCACCCCCCCCCCGUAUC